CUGUUUUGUCCACCAAAUUCCAAAUUCAUUGAAUUCUUUCUUACAUACUGUUUUGUCCACCAAAUUCCAAAUUCAUUGAAUUCUUUCUUACAUACUGUUUUGAGCAAUAAUUGAGCACUACUUCAUGGAAUGCUUUUUUUCCGACACACCCAUUUCGAGCACAAGUUCACUGAAAGAUUUCUUGAUCAGAAGUUCGUUCAAUGUUCUGAUGCCCAAAUGCCCAGUUGAGUAAAAGUUCAUUGAAUUCGUUCGUUAUUCUAGUUUGUCAUGGAUUCAAUCAGUGUUCCUUCAUCAACGUACUCACUAGUUGCAGGAGUUCUCCUACUAAUACUCCUCACUUUUCUGAAGAAGAGGAAUAAGAGGAGUUUGGCAUUACCAUUACCACCAGGUCCUCCUGGAUGGCCUUUCAUAGGGAACCUCCCUCAGCUUGGGGACAAACCCCACAGAUCUCUUUCCCUCCUUGCUCAGAAAUAUGGGCCUCUCAUGACCAUCAAAUUGGGCAUGCAUACAGCAUUUGUUGUGUCCUCUCCAUCCAUGGCAAGAGAAGUACUGAAGAACAAUGACCACAGGUUCUCAAGCAGGACAAUCAAUACAGCUGCAAGGACAUUAUACUACCAAGGCACAAGUCUAAUAUGGAGUCCUAAUGGCCCUCAUUGGCGCUUGCUUAGAAGGAUCUGCAACACAGAGAUUUUUAGUGCCAAAAGGCUCGAUGCUCUGCAGCAUUUGAGAAGAGAGGAGGUAUGCAAGACUAUUGAUUGCAUAAUGGAGGAUUGUAAACAGGGGAAUAGUGUAAAGAUCGGUGAAAGAGCUUUUAUGAUAUCUCUUAGCCUUGUGGGUAAGAUGGUUUGCGGCAAACAACUGCUUGAGCCAGGCUUUCCACAAGCUGCAGAGUUUAAGGGCAUGGUGUGGGAAGCCCUCAAGUUGACAGGGAUUCUAACCUUAUCUGAUUUGUAUCCUUUUCUGAGGAGGUUCGAUCUUCAGGGGCCGAGCAGUAAAAAUAAGAUUUUGUCCCAGCGUUUUGAUAACAUGUAUAACAGACUCAUUGAGGAGCGACUAGCACAGAGGGCUAAUAUGCAGUGCAGCGGUAAUGAUGUGAAGGAUUUUCUGGAUGUAAUGUUGGAUUUGAGAGAAGAUGGUACACAACUUAGUCUAGAGAACAUCAAAGCAAUGCUUAUGGACAUGUUUACUGCAGGUACCGACACAAUUUCAGGAACAAUUGAAUGGACAAUGUCAGAGCUUCUGAGAAACCCAACAGUCAUGAGGAAAGUCCAAGCAGAGCUGGAUGAUGUUGUGGGCGUAGAGAGAAGAAUGGAGGAGGCAGACAUAGGAAACCUUCCAUUUCUCCGAGCAGUAGUGAAGGAAGUGUUAAGAUUACACCCUACAGCCCCACUCAUCUUUAGAAAGGCAGAUAUGUCUUGUGAGAUUAAUGGAUUUCGUGUUCCCGAUAAUACCCAGGUGAUUGUGAAUGUAUGGGCCCUUGGGAGAGACCCUACUGCAUGGAAAGAUCCUUUGAAUUUUAAUCCAGAUAGGUUUCUGGAAUAUAACAUUGAUUACAAAGGUCAGGAUUUUGAAUUCAUACCAUUUGGAGCAGGAAGAAGGAUAUGCAUUGGGCUUCCACUGGCACAGAGAAUGGUUCAUUUGGUGGUGGGAUCGUUGGUGCAAGCCUUCAAUUGGUCCAUCCCUAUGGAUAAUCAGGCAGGUAUUGAUAUGUCUGAGACUUUUGGUAUGACAUUACUAAAAAUUGUGCCACUGAGAGCUAUUCCUACACUAAGAAAUGUCAUGAAGUUUUAGUACAGAAAUUCUUGUGUUUACAUUUUCAUUUCAAAUCUUGAGAUGGUCUAGUGGUGGAGGACUUGCAAUCUUGAAUAAGAGGUCAUAAGUUUAAAUCCUGCAUGGUAAAGGUGUGUACGUCUUGUUUGUAGCAUAGUUAGGUACCUCCUCCAAAGAAUAUUGGGUAGUCCCAUAUUACUGUAAGUCAUAGGUAGGCCCAUAUGACUAAAAGCCAUAUGUAGACCUAUAGUUUAAUGUCUUUCUCAAGAAGUAUGAGGUAGUCCCAUAUUACUAUAAGUCAUAUGUAAACUAUAAAAGAUUCAAUUUCCAUUUGAUCCUUAUGACCUUUGGAUGCUAGUUGUAAUAUUCAAAUGCAUGAAAAUGAUUAUAAAUUUUAGUUUUCAUGAGAUUA
Cryptomeria japonica (Japanese cedar) is the source of this 2182-nucleotide messenger RNA. RefSeq names its product geraniol 8-hydroxylase. Bases 268 to 1791 code for a protein of 507 amino acids. The record is from RefSeq and is a predicted model, not a curated record. The transcript has 2 exons. NCBI's taxonomy places the organism in Eukaryota, Viridiplantae, Streptophyta, Pinopsida, Cupressales, Cupressaceae. Gene Ontology annotation, molecular function: heme binding; monooxygenase activity; oxidoreductase activity, acting on paired donors, with incorporation or reduction of molecular oxygen.